Fragaria vesca subsp. vesca is the source of this 1341-nucleotide messenger RNA. RefSeq names its product gibberellin 20 oxidase 1-like. The transcript is spliced from 3 exons. The record is from RefSeq and is a predicted model, not a curated record. Gene Ontology annotation, biological process: response to light stimulus; gibberellin biosynthetic process; unidimensional cell growth. Lineage: Eukaryota; Viridiplantae; Streptophyta; Magnoliopsida; Rosales; Rosaceae. Bases 129 to 1256 code for a protein of 375 amino acids. Gene Ontology annotation, molecular function: gibberellin 20-oxidase activity.
GAGAUAUCUGCGACCUUAUCUACCCUCCCCCAUCUUCCUUAUAAGCUCUGCAAGGUCUGGCCCUUCUUCAGUUACAAAUCAUCUCUCUGUCUCUGAGUCUCUGCUUUGCAAACAGAAAACCCUAAACCAUGCCUGAGCAAACUACCCCUGUAGUUUUCGACACCGAAGUCAUUCAGUACCAAUCCAACAUCCCUUCCCCUUUCAUUUGGCCGGACGACGAGAAGCCUGGCUCCGACUUGCCGGACCUUCAGGCUCCGGCCAUCGACCUCAACGGCUUCCUCAGUGGCGAUCCAUCAAUCGUUGCAGAGUCGAUUCGUGCAGUCGACGAGGCAUGCAAGAAGCAUGGAUUCUUCCUCAUUGUGAACCACGGAGUUGAUCCGGAGCUCGCUGCUAAAGCUCAUGACUACUUUGAUGUCUUCUUUGGGAGGAAGCUCUCGGAGAAGCAAAGGGCUCAGAGGAAGGUUGGAGACAGUUGGGGUUACACUAGCAGCUUCACCGGCAGGUUUAACUCCAAGCUUCCAUGGAAAGAGACACUUAGUGUCAGGUAUUCAUCUGAGAGCCAGUGCUCAACAAUCGUCGAUGACUACUUUGUGAAUGUAUUGGGUGAAGAUUUCAGAGAAAUGGGGAAGUUGUACCAAGAAUACUCGGAAGUGGUGAACAAAGUAGGCAAUGUGGUAUUGGAGCUACUGGGACUGAGCUUGGGAGUUGGGCGGGAGUACUUCAAAGAAUAUUACAAAGGAAACGAAGCGAUCCUAAGGUGGAACUACUAUCCAAUCUGCCAAAAACCAGACUUAACACUGGGAACUGGACCUCAUCGUGAUCCCACUUCUGUGACAAUCCUUCAUCAGGAUCAAGUCGGGGGCCUUGAAGUGUUUGUCGAUGAGAAGUGGCACACUGUUACUCCUGUUCCUGGUUCUUUUGUUAUCAACAUUGGUGAUACUUUUAUGGCUCUGUGCAAUGGGAUUUACAAGAGCUGCAAGCAUAGAGCUGUGGUAAAUAACAAAACUGCAAGGAAAUCUCUUGCUUUCUUUAUCGUUCCACACAAGGACAGAGUAGUGUCUGCACCAGCAAGUUUGAUCAGUGCUGAUAGCCCUAGGUUGUACCCAGACUUUACUUGGCCUACUCUGCUAGAAUUUACCCAGAAAAAACGCAGGGCUGACUUGAGCACCAUUGAUGCUUUUGUGGACUGGAUUAAGCAAGAGGGUGGAGAGAAAAACAAAGACCAAGGAAAGGGAGUCUUUGUUAAGUCCUUUUAAGUCUUUGUCUGCGCACCUUUUAAGUCUUUGUCUGCGCAAGAAUAAUACAGAAAUAAAGAGACUCCAUAUUAUCUGGCUUGUUCUU